ACAGAUGUGGGAAGCGUGUUGGGCUCUAGAAAGUUGAAGUGCCCCAAACAGUAGCCCUGGCGCUGCCAGGUGGGGUAACCUCAGGUGGCUGCCCGUGUGUGGAAGAGGUCCUGGAGCCUUUGGCUGGGAGUGGAAGCCGGGGAGGAGGCCGGAGCGGCGGAGCCCCCGGGAGCAGGGCUUGCUCCUGUAUCUCAUUAUUCACACGCCUGAUGCGCUCAGCUCGACUGACUCUGCUCUGCCGGAGGAAAGGAGGCGCUUCCUGUUAUUCAGAGGCAAACUUCAGGCUGGACAGGAGGGAACAGGCAGCAGAGCUGGGCAGGAGGGUGCCUAGGGAUGAACGCCCAGGGGUGCCCCUCGCAGCUGCUCCUGCUGCUCUUGGUCGUUGUAAUUCCCAGCACUGAUGCAAGCUCCCAAGCGUGGAGGGACCAAGCAGCAGGGAUCCUCAUAAGUGACCAAACUCCAUGAAGGGGCCACUCAUCUCCUGGAGCAUUGAACUGGAGAUCCAAAAACUACAUGUUGAUGUAACUCAAUGGACUACACAGGGCUUUUGCAAGAUGCCUUGUACAGAAUCAAUGCCGAAGUGUGCUGGGAUAGGUUUGGUCAGCAGAUGGCCAAUGUCAGCGCCGUGCACUUGUGCACAUGGAACAUCAUCAGCAGGCCAUACACCACGCUGAGACAUUGCCUGGAGGACUGGGCAGACAGACUGGAGUACGGCUACCCCAAUGCCUUGGCAGAGCAUUACACCAUCAGGAGCCACCACACGUACUUUCUCAACUGCACUCUGGAGCACCCCCUCCUCCUGGACCCCCCUGAAAAUGUCCUGCUUACCCUGAUCAUCACCCCCAUCUGCCUUAUCCCUUUCUUGGUCACCCUGGUCGUGCUGAAGAGCAAGGACGGUGAGAUGCAGGCAUGAGGCCUACCUGCUCAUCAGAGGCGGAGAUACAAGGGGGAAGGGGGUGCAUGUUGCACUGGGAGCACACCGGGGGAGGCACGCACAAAAAUUCAGGUUUGUGGUUUUUGUAUUUUUUGUGUUUUUUCAGUUGUCAGACUGCAGGGGCCGCAGUUUGUAGGCUAGCAGCACCAAAAUCUCAGUGAUUUUUCAGGAGACUCUCCUGAUGA
Messenger RNA from Sphaerodactylus townsendi, 1119 nucleotides. It is a transcript of the gene RAMP2, whose product is annotated as receptor activity modifying protein 2. Gene Ontology annotation, cellular component: signaling receptor complex; cell surface; membrane. The record is from RefSeq and is a predicted model, not a curated record. Gene Ontology annotation, biological process: receptor internalization; G protein-coupled receptor signaling pathway; regulation of G protein-coupled receptor signaling pathway. The coding region runs from base 530 to 913 and encodes 127 amino acids. The transcript is spliced from 4 exons. Gene Ontology annotation, molecular function: coreceptor activity. NCBI's taxonomy places the organism in Eukaryota, Metazoa, Chordata, Lepidosauria, Squamata, Sphaerodactylidae.